AUGCCGCCGUCUCUCCGCCAUCAAGUCAUAGCCAUAUACAAAGAACUUCUCUAUCUCGGGCGCGAGUAUCCCCUCGGAUACGGCUACUUUCGGCCGCGCCUGCACAGGGCCUUCAUGGCGCGCGCGACCGAGCGCGACGAAGACAAGAUCCGGCAGGGCAUCCGAAAGGCCGAAUACGUGAAGAAGGAAAUCGAAGCGCUGUAUUAUUUGAAACGAUAUCGCACAUUAAGGAAACGCUACGUGCCGGGCGCGUAG
Messenger RNA from Cordyceps fumosorosea ARSEF 2679, 255 nucleotides. RefSeq names its product NADH-ubiquinone oxidoreductase complex 1/LYR family protein. The coding region runs from base 1 to 255 and encodes 84 amino acids. Gene Ontology annotation, biological process: respiratory electron transport chain. Gene Ontology annotation, cellular component: mitochondrion. The record is from RefSeq and is a predicted model, not a curated record. The transcript is spliced from 4 exons. NCBI's taxonomy places the organism in Eukaryota, Fungi, Ascomycota, Sordariomycetes, Hypocreales, Cordycipitaceae.